AUGGCGGGAGACUAUAAAAACAAGACGGACAGGGGCAAAACAUCUAAAGAAACAUACCUAGGUGUAGCUAAAGAGAGCACUGAUAAAGAAGACACAAUGUCAAAGCGUCUCACUGAAAAGUACGAAGAACCGACCAGAAAAAGUUCUAAAGUAUCCAAAACUUCACGUCCGGCAGCCUCAACAACAGAACUACAUCAAGCUAUUUUAAGUGAAAAUUUAAGUGCUGUUUCUGCAAUUCUACGCAGCCGGCGCAGUAUAAUUGAUGCAAAAGACGCCCAUGGAUGCACAGCAUUGCACUUGGCUGCUGGAUGUGGGCUGGAAGGAUUCAAAAUCCUACUAGACUCAGGCGCAGAUACCAGUCUUCAAAAUCAACGUGGUUUCACACCUCUACAUUUCGCUCUGUACUAUAGGAAAGAAGAUGUAGCGAGUGUUCUUGCUCACUCUAAAAGCGAGAACGACCUGCAAGACAAAGAUGGGAGGAGUCCCUUGCAUUGGGCUGCAUUGCGAGGAUACGCUGGAAUAGUCAGAAAGCUGCUAGACUCAGGCGCCAACACUCGUGUUCAAGAUAGAUGCGGCGAGACACCCUUGCAUACUGCACUGUAUUGGGAGAACGAAGAGGCGGCAACAGUUCUCGCAAAUAUUGACAAUAAAAUCGACUUCCAAGACCUUGAUGGAAUGAGUCCCCUACAUUGUGCCGUAGAUGACGGAUAUGUGGGAAUAGUGAGGAAGUUGCUGGAUGCCAGUGCGAAUGUCCAUCUUCAAGACCGCGAUGGGUACACUCCCCUUCACUACGCUUUCGCUAGGAAAAGGCUGGAUGUAGCGAAAAUUCUCCUGGAUUACGACAGCACAGUGGAUCUUCAAGACGAAAAUGGAUUUAGUCCUUUACAUUGCGCCGUAACUCGUGGACAUCUGGAAAUCGUAAAGCAGUUGCUGGACGCCAGCGCUAAUACUCGUCUCCUAAGUGUAGCUGGCCAAACUCCAUUACACCACGCUCUGGAAUUCGGGAAUGAGGAUGCUGCUAGAAUCCUUGCCAAUUUCGACUGUGUAGGCAACAUUCAGGAUGAACGUAAGAGGACACCUUUACAUUGGGCUGCAAUAAAAGGAUAUGUAGGAAUUGCGGAGACACUGCUGAACUCAGGUGUCGACACACGUCUUCAAGAUUAUAAUGGCCAAACUCCACUGCAUUGUGCUCUGUUUAAGAAAAAAGAAGAUGCAGCAAGAGUCCUCGUAAAUUUCGACAGUAACAUCGACUUUCAGGACCUAGAUGGUCGAACUCCAUUACAUCUUGCUGCAUCUCAUGGAUAUGUGGAAGUUGUGACAAAGCUACUCGACGCAGGUGCAAAUACACGUCUGCAAGAUCUCUUUGGCAAUACGCCAUUGCAUGUUGCUCUGUACUCGCGACAGGAAGCUGCAGCAAAAGUGCUCGUGGAUACGGAUGGUGAAAACGAUCUCCCAGAUGGACAUGGGAGCACUCCCUUGUACUAUGCUGCUAGGGAAGGAUACGCUGAGGUAGUGAAGAGGCAACUGUUCUGCGGCGUGCGUCCGCAUUUGAAAAGUAAGGAACGAAAGUAUCCGUUGGAAGUUGCUUCGGUUAGAGGGAAGGAGAAUAUCGCGAAGAUGAUCCUUUCCGCAAUCGCUUUGACGGAUACUACGAUCAAUUGGCAGGAUCUGGAUCUCAAGCAGCAUGAAGGGCAGUCCAAUGAGAAGUUUCUGGCUGAAUGUCAGACUGAGCUAAAGCAAAUGAUGAAAACAAAAGUUCAUGGAAGCACCAUUUCUUGCCACGAUCUUGCAAAAAGACGAGUGAAUAAAGUGGCAGUGUACCUCAGGAACGAGGACAUCAGAACAUAUUGGGAAAAUGCGACUAAGGAUUUUCCAAUCUACAAGGAACUGAUUGCUUUCAAAAUGAAAAGAGCUGAGGAGUGGAAGACCUUAACUGAGCAGUGUGUGGACUGCUUCACCACCCUGUCCACAAAAUUGCCUUCUCUGCCUCAAUUAUGCAUUGAAAUCAUAUUGUCAUACGUGAGUGAACGAGACAGGCGAAAAUUUAUCCAAAACUUUAAAUUUAGUGACAAAAACGAGUGA
Molecule: messenger RNA, 2082 nt
Organism: Uloborus diversus
Lineage: Eukaryota; Metazoa; Arthropoda; Arachnida; Araneae; Uloboridae
Product: serine/threonine-protein phosphatase 6 regulatory ankyrin repeat subunit A-like
Exons: 3
Coding region: 1-2082 (693 amino acids)
Cellular component (GO): cytoplasm
Molecular function (GO): protein binding
Source: RefSeq, a predicted model, not a curated record